AGGGAGCGGGGCGGAGGAGACUUGGCGGAGUUGGAGCGCGGCGCGGCCCCCCCUCGCCCCCCGCCUCACGCACCCGCCCCGGCCGGCUCUGCCCGCCCCGCGCGCUCCCUGUCCCGCCGGGGCCCGCCCGGGGCCACCCCCAUGGCUCCCCAGAAGCACGGUGGAGGUGCGGGGCCCAGCUCGGGCUCCGCUGGCGGCGCCGCCGGAGGAGGAGGAGGAGGAGGAGGCGGCGGCGGCGGCGGCGGCGGGUUCGGGGGCUCCGCCGCGGCGGCGGCUCCCGGCGGCAAAUCCGGCGGUGCCGCGGGCGGCGGCGGCGGCGGGGGCGGUGGGUACUCGGGCGGCUCCUCGGCCUCCUCGGCGGCAGCGGCGGCGGCGGCGGCGCUGCCCCCCGUGAAGAAGCCGAAGAUGGAGCAGAUCCAGGCCGACCACGACCUCUUUCUUCAGGCCUUCGAGAAACCAACACAGAUAUACAGAUUUCUCCGUACCCGGAAUCUCAUAGCACCAAUAUUUUUGCACAGAACUCUCACUUACAUGUCCCACAGAAACUCCCGAACAAAUAUCAAAAGGAAAACAUUCAAAGUAGAUGACAUGUUAUCAAAAGUAGAGAAAAUGAAGGGAGAACAAGAAUCUCACAGCUUGUCUGCUCAUUUGCAACUUACAUUUACUGGGUUCUUCCAUAAAAAUGAUAAGCCAUCACAAAACUCAGAGAAUGAACAAAAUUCUGUGACCCUGGAAGUUCUGCUGGUGAAAGUUUGCCACAAGAAACGAAAGGAUGUCAGUUGUCCCAUAAGACAGGUUCCUACAGGUAAAAAGCAGGUGCCUUUAAACCCAGACCUCAGCCAAAUCAAACCAGGCAACUUCCCCUCACUGGCAGUUUCCAGCAAUGAGUUUGAGCCCAGCAACAGCCACAUGGUGAAGUCCUACUCGCUGUUAUUCCGAGUCACUCGCCCGGGCAGGAGGGAGUUCAACGGGCUCAUCAACGGGGAGACGAACGAGAACAUUGAUGUCAAUGAGGAGCUCCCAGCCAGAAGAAAAAGGAACUCUUCAAACCGUGAAGAUGGGGAAAAGACAUUUGUAGCACAAAUGACUGUGUUUGAUAAAAACAGACGUUUGCAACUUCUGGAUGGGGAAUAUGAAGUGGCCAUGCAGGAAAUGGAAGAGUGUCCCAUUAGCAAGAAAAGAGCAACGUGGGAAACAAUACUUGAUGGGAAGAGGUUGCCUCCAUUUGAAACAUUUUCUCAGGGACCUACACUUCAGUUUACUCUUCGUUGGACAGGAGACACAAACGACAAGUCUACAGCUCCUAUAGCCAAGCCUCUUGCAACACGAAAUUCUGAGAGCCUCCCUCAAGAAAACAAGCCUAACUCUGUUAAACCUACUCAGACUAUAGCUGUGAAAGAAUCCUUGCCCACAGACCUUCAAACAAGAAAAGAGAGAGAUGUUUUAAAUGAACCUCGACAGAAGUUGCGAAUAUUUUACCAGUUCCUGUAUAACAACAACACGAGGCAGCAGACUGAGGCCAGAGACGACUUGCACUGCCCCUGGUGCACCUUGAACUGUCGGAAGCUCUAUAGUUUACUCAAACACCUGAAACUCUGCCACAGCAGAUUUAUCUUUAAUUAUGUUUAUCAUCCCAAAGGUGCUCGGAUAGACGUGUCCAUCAACGAGUGCUACGACGGCUCCUACGCGGGGAACCCCCAGGACAUCCAUCGCCAGCCGGGCUUCGCCUUCAGCCGCAACGGGCCGGUCAAGAGAACCCCCAUCACACACAUCCUGGUUUGCAGGCCAAAGCGUACGAAAGCAAGUAUGUCAGAAUUCCUGGAGUCUGAGGAUGGGGAGGUGGAGCAGCAGAGGACCUACAGCAGCGGGCACAACCGGCUGUACUUCCACAGUGACACGUGUCUGCCCCUCCGCCCCCAGGAGAUGGAAGUGGACAGUGAGGAUGAAAAGGACCCGGAGUGGCUGCGGGAGAAAACCAUCACUCAAAUCGAAGAAUUUUCUGACGUUAACGAAGGAGAGAAAGAAGUGAUGAAAUUAUGGAAUCUUCAUGUUAUGAAGCACGGGUUUAUUGCUGACAAUCAAAUGAAUCAUGCCUGUAUGCUGUUUGUGGAAAACUAUGGACAGAAAAUCAUCAAGAAGAACUUGUGUCGAAACUUUAUGCUCCACCUGGUCAGCAUGCAUGACUUUAACCUCAUCAGCAUCAUGUCCAUAGACAAAGCUGUGGCCAGGCUCCGAGAGAUGCAGCAGAAGCUGGAGAAGGGAGAAUCGGCCUCCCCGACGGACGAGGAAUCUUCUGAGGAACAGAGUGGGACAGCAAAUGGAUACAGUGAAAAUACCGCGCGCGAGAGGAUUUCAGAAGUGGAAAGCAUCUCAGGUGUCACGAAACAGAGCAAGAAACAGAAGCUCUGAAGUCAAAAAAAUCUGUCAUUCAACGGACAAAGCAUUGAAGUGACAUUCUAAGGGUGCAUGAGCUCCAUAAAGAAUUACACACAGAAGUACAGAGGUUCCAAACAGGCACUGCUGGAUGGAAAUAAAUGAUUUCAACAAGGA
Molecule: messenger RNA, 2550 nt
Organism: Pipra filicauda (Wire-tailed manakin)
Lineage: Eukaryota; Metazoa; Chordata; Aves; Passeriformes; Pipridae
Gene: SUZ12
Product: SUZ12 polycomb repressive complex 2 subunit
Exons: 16
Coding region: 142-2409 (755 amino acids)
Cellular component (GO): nucleus; ESC/E(Z) complex
Molecular function (GO): chromatin DNA binding
Source: RefSeq, a predicted model, not a curated record